AUGGAACCCGAGUUCGAGUACCGGCUGCUGUACAAGCGCGGCACUGCGCCCGUGAUGAAAGGCGCCGACCUGCGCCUGGAGCUCGAGACCACGGGCGUACCGCCCGGCGGCGUUCGCUGGGAGUUGGAGACGCGCUAUCGUCCGAGUAAGGUGGCGUACCGCGACGUGAUGAUGCAGAGCAUCCUCGCCAUGUGCAAGCAUCACAAUCUGACGCCGCUCGAGAUCCGCACUCCUUUCUCGCAGUGCAGUGGCAGCUACAUCGACGUCAUCUUCGCCAAGGGCGAGGACGUGAUCAAGGCCUACGAGGACGAGAUCACCUUUGACUUCUACGGCACGCAGCCCAAGGUGUUUGAUCGCGGUAUCCCCGACAGCAAGCAUGUUGCAAUGUGCAUCCAGAUGCUGCCGGCCGACACCAACCUGCAGGAGGUGCUGGAGAAGGUGAAAAGCCACCCGCGAAUCCGCCAGGCGGGUAAGGUGGUCGACGUCUGGUCGAUGCAUCAUCCCCAUUCGACCACGUUUGCAGGCAGGGUGCUGGUGCUGCUCGAGCUCCACACCGAAGGCGACAGUGUGCCCCUCAGCGCGCGGGCCGCCGUGCCCGGAUGGUUCGAGUACCGCGGACGCGUCUACCUUGUGCGCUUUGCGGGCCGCCCUGCAUGGUGCUUCCAGUGUCGGUACAACGAAGUAGGCAAUUUCCACAGUGCCAGCACUUGCCCGCGCAUGAGCUGCAUCGCCUGCAAGCAGACCGGACACACGUCGGUGGAUUGCGCCAAGCGCCAGAAGCAGGUGGCAAAGAAGAAGCUCAAGGGCCACGACCAGGUGGGCGAGCGACGGGCGGUGACGUCGAGCGAAAGGGAGUCGAUGGAGCGCCGAUUCGCAGAGCUGGGCAUCCGAGACCAGGAAGCGCGAGAGCUUGCGCGCGACUUUGGCGUGCUCGCGCUGUCCGAGAGCGACAUCAGCGGCUAG
Molecule: messenger RNA, 963 nt
Organism: Moesziomyces antarcticus
Lineage: Eukaryota; Fungi; Basidiomycota; Ustilaginomycetes; Ustilaginales; Ustilaginaceae
Exons: 1
Coding region: 1-963 (320 amino acids)
Source: RefSeq, a predicted model, not a curated record